This is a messenger RNA of Colletotrichum tamarilloi, 1356 nucleotides long. RefSeq lists its product as uncharacterized. NCBI's taxonomy places the organism in Eukaryota, Fungi, Ascomycota, Sordariomycetes, Glomerellales, Glomerellaceae. The coding region runs from base 1 to 1356 and encodes 451 amino acids. The record is from RefSeq and is a predicted model, not a curated record. The transcript has 6 exons.
AUGAUGAGAAUCAGCGGUGCGCUCUUUGCUCGUCUAGCCGUACCGACAAACGCUACCGUCCAACCAGAGGAUGUUAUCCAGACCGAGAUCGUGCCCCUUUCCGACAGAGCGGUUCCCAUUGUCGUCGUCAAUGUGCUACUGACGUUUGCCACAACACUAUGGACGGGUAUGCGGUUAUACAGUCGGCGGAAGAAGGGACAGUCAUUUACCAUUGAGGAUUUCUUGACUGUUGUUGCUCUGAUCGCCUUCUAUGGGCUAGUGGCCUGCAAUUUUGUUAUGGUCUAUCUCGGAGGAACUGGGCAUCACUACUUGACCCUCCAGCCAUAUCACGUCGAACGCAUGUCAAAGGCCGCAUACGGUGUUCAAACCCUCUUCGCCAUCUGCCUCGGCUUCAUCAAGAUCGGCAUCACCCUCAUGCUCCAGCGCGUAUUCUUCGUCCAGGGUUUCAAGAUCGCGGCCCGCAUCACCACGGGCCUCUGCGUCUGCUGGAUGCUCUUCACCAUUCUCAUUGGCAUCUUCAUCUGCCAGCCCGUGGCCAUGAACUGGAACCCGGCGACGCCCGGCGGCAAGUGCGGGGACCAGAACGCCGCCUUCGCCGCCGUGGGCUACUUUGACCUCGCGACGGACCUCAUCAUUCUAGUGCUGCCGAUACCCAUGGUGUAUAACCUGCAACUGCGGUGGCCGCACAAGGUGGCUUUGUACAUCAUCUUUGGCGCAGGCGCUCUGACCAUGAUCUUCGCCGCCCUACGAUUAAAGAACGUCUUGACAAUGGACUUCACGGACGUGACAUACUCCCAGGUCGGCGUCGUGCUGAUGGGAACUCUCGAGCCCGGCGUCGCCAUCAUAGUCUCGAGCAGCCCCCUCCUGAAACCGAUAUUCGAUGCCACCGUCGGCCGCUUCUGGUCCCUACGCGGCACACGCGGCGCCACAACGAGAUCCGGCGGGGCAGGGGCGGCCUCUGCCAAGCCGAACACCCUCCAGACGAUUGGCCAAUCCGGGCUUCUCGGGUCGAAACUUUCUAGAGGCGGGGGAGGGAGGUUUAGUCAGAUGCACUCGACACACAGCGACGAUGAUGACGAUUUGGAGCUGGAUAGGUUGCGAGAGAAGAGGCAUAACGUGGCCGUAAUGGCGGCCAGCGGGAAUCCGUCGGAGGAUAGCGUGGCGAGGGACUUCAAGGGGAGAGGGGACGAUGCUUCGGGCUCCGAGGUUGGGAUUUUGGUGACGAGCAAAACGAGUGUUGUGAGCGAGGUCAGGGGGCAAGGGUUUAUGACUGAUGAAAAGCUGAAGGUCCGGGUACAAAGGUUCUGGGCAACAAAUCCUCAGGAAGACGCAAAUAACAUGAAAUUUGAUCUAUAG